CCUUUCAUUAUAUUGACGCAGCUCGAACGAGAGUCGACGUAUAACCUCACUUAAUUGAAAAUCGAAAUCAUGUUCAUGCAGAAAGUGGAUCGGAAUGCUAUUUACACGGUGCUCUUCCGCUCGGGAGUCAUGUUUGCUGAGCGCGCGCUGCAGAAGAUGCACCCGGAGGAGGAGCUGAAGCACUUGACCAAUCUGCAGGUGAUCAAGACGCUGCAGUCGCUGAAGUCGCGCGGCUACGUCUCGGAGCAGUCCGCCUGGCGCCACUAUUACUGGUGCUUGAACAACGAGGGCAUCGAGUACCUCAGGGGCUACCUGCACAUGCCCACUGAGGUGGUGCCCACCACUCUGCAGCGCCGCAACGAGCCCGUGCGCAUGUCGCGCGCCUCUGAAGAUCCUCGCUCCCGUGGACCGCGUGAUGGCAAGGAGCGCGAUCGCGACGAUCGCACCAUGUACCGUCGCACCGAGCGUCCCAACGACUCCGACAAAACGGGCAAUGUGGGAGCUGGCACCGCCUCGGUCGAGUUCCGCGGUGGCUUCGGACGAGGUAGAAAGUAAAGUAAAAUUACUUUUUUUUUAAAUUGCAAAUAAAGCAAUUACUAUUUAAUUUUGUGAGCUGACUAGUGGAACUCCAAGUAGUCAGACGCCCAGCUUGUAAGGCCACCUUCCUGUUGUAACA
Molecule: messenger RNA, 676 nt
Organism: Drosophila hydei
Lineage: Eukaryota; Metazoa; Arthropoda; Insecta; Diptera; Drosophilidae
Product: 40S ribosomal protein S10b-like
Exons: 1
Coding region: 70-555 (161 amino acids)
Cellular component (GO): cytosolic small ribosomal subunit
Molecular function (GO): RNA binding; structural constituent of ribosome
Source: RefSeq, a predicted model, not a curated record